Molecule: messenger RNA, 1289 nt
Organism: Paraphaeosphaeria sporulosa
Lineage: Eukaryota; Fungi; Ascomycota; Dothideomycetes; Pleosporales; Didymosphaeriaceae
Product: epoxide hydrolase
Exons: 2
Coding region: 36-1193 (385 amino acids)
Biological process (GO): epoxide metabolic process
Molecular function (GO): epoxide hydrolase activity
Source: RefSeq, a predicted model, not a curated record
AACCCAACCCUGAACUUCGACCACAGAUAGUCAUUAUGACAACUUCCGAAUCUAUCUACCCCUUCAAGCUCUCAAUCCCUUCAUCCAAUCUCGAUGACUUGCAAACGCGUCUUCGCCUGACCCGUUGGCCAGACAAGGAGACAGUUACCGACUGGUCUCAAGGCGUUCCCCUUGCAACAAUCAAAGAGCUUUGCGAGUACUGGCAGACCAAAUAUGACUGGCGACGAUGUGAAGCACUGCUCAACUCGUACCCUCAAUUCACGACGGCUAUCGACGGUGUGGAAAUUUACUUCUUACACAUCCGGUCAAAGCACGCGGAUGCUCUUCCCAUGCUCCUUUCACAUGGCUGGCCUGGCUCGAUUCUGGAGUUUAGACAUGUAAUCGACAAGCUUAUUGACCCUGAGCCUCACGGCGGCGACCCUGAGGAUGCAUUCCAUCUGGUCGUCCCAGCACUCCCGGGCUACGCCUUCUCCAGUAAGCCCACGAAGGGAGGGUGGGAGAUCGCUCGCACGGCACGUGCAUGGGCUGAGUUGAUGCAACGAUUGGGAUAUGCAGACAGCGGCUGGGUAGCUCAAGGCGGCGAUUGGGGUGCCCACGUGGCCUCAAGUUUGGGCCAUCAAGCACCGAAGGGACUGAAGAGUAUCCAUAUGAACUCGAUAUACCUUGAGCCGAAGAAAGAGGCUCAAACACCAUGCCGAGAUAAGACAGGCGCAGAACGAGCCCUACAGCGCGAGCGCCAUCGGGAAAAAGGACACUACGGGUACUACGUCCAACAAUCGACUCGACCACAAACCGUUGGCUACGGGCUUGCCGACUCACCGGUCGCGCAGGCAGCCUGGAUCUAUGAAAAGUUUAGAGACUGGUCCCACCAUGACGGGGACGUGGAGAUGGUGUUCAGUAAAGAUGAUAUGCUCGACACGAUUAUGCUAUAUUGGCUCUCUAACUCUGGAACAUCGUCUGCGCGUUAUUAUUGGGAGUGUAAGUUCGACUCUACCGCGUGGCCGAUUGAUAUUCCGGUUGGUGUGAGCUGGUUUGCGGGCGAUACAACGUAUGGUCCGAGGGAGUGGUGCGAGAGAUACUACAAGAAUAUUGUGCAUUGGAAGGAGGUGAAAAGGGGGGGCCACUUUGCGGCAUGGGAGGUCCCAGAUCUUUUCGUUGCAGAGAUAUGGGAGUGGAGAAGGAAAGUCAGGUGAUAGAUCGUCGCGAGCAAGACGUGUGUACACAAGAUUAUGAGCAACAUGCACAGUAUGACUCUUAGUCAGGCUGAAACCGCUGUUUACAGUCCACUA